AUGAGCCAAGUGCCCUCUGAUUAUCUCUCCACUGCCAGCCCCUACAACUAUGAGCAGCCUCUUCCCUCCGUGGCGCGGAUGAGUGCUGUCAUGCAGGUCCCCCCUGCCAAGAGGACAACCUUCUACAAGAGUGGAGACCCUCAGUUUGGAGGGGUCAAGAUGGCCAUCAACCAGCGCAGCUUCAAGAGCUUCAAUGCCCUGAUGGAUGACCUCUCAAACAGGGUCCCCCUGCCUUUUGGGGUGCGGACCAUCACGACACCACGGGGAGUGCACUGCAUCAACACUCUGGACCAGCUGGAGGAUGGAGGAUGCUACCUCUGCUCCGAUAAGAAAUACAUCACGCCCAUCAGCAUCGGCCCUGCCUGGUGGAGAGCAGGUUCUCAGAAGACCGACCCACCGGCCAGUGAUUUAAGGAGGGUGGCCCAGGACGUCAAGCAUGAAGGCUACUCAACAGCUUUCACCCAACAGAGCCCGAGGAUACCAAAGAAAGUCACUCUGGUUAAGAACAGAGAUGUCACCACCAGGUGGCCAGUUAUCCUCAACCACAGGAAUGCACAGAGCUUUAAGACCCUCUUGGACGAGAUUUCAGAGAUUAUGCAGUUCACAGUGAAGAAGGUCUACACGGUGGAUGGGAAGAGGAUUGACAGCAUGCAAGGUCUGUUGAACUGCCCAAAUGUCCUCAUCUGUGUGGGACGGGAACCCUUCAAGCCGAUCAUGAUGGAAAAUGCCAGGAAGUGCUCUUUGGAGAAAUUGCCUGGGCUGGCUUCCCAGUCCAACAGCAACAACAUUGGUGAAAACCAUGAAAUGAACUUUGGACUCAAAGCCAAGAAGAGUGUGAUUCACCCGAGAUCGGCCUUGAGCAAUCGAUCCAUGAGAUUCUCCUUGUCGUCAGAAAAACCCUAUCCAAAUGGCCUCACAGCAUCCCCGGAGAAUGCUGCUCCCUCUUUAAACCAUUGCCCAUGCGCCAAAGCAGGAGACCUCGUCCAUUCCUUAGCCAAAGACAACAUAGAAAAGAGGGUGCAUGUGAACAAAGAUGGCAGCCUGUCGGUCGAGAUGAAAGUCCACUUCCGUCUGCUCAACGAUGAGACUCUCCAAUGGUCCACGCAAGUCAAGAAGUCCAGCCUGAUGGAUAGGAUGCCCUAUGAAGAGUUAGGCGCAGACAAUGGAGUUGACCCCAUAGACAAAGGGAACACAGAGGCUAGUUCCAAAGUGGAUGACUCGUUAUACCCCAGUGAUGCUGAUUCUUACAUCUCAAACGUUGAUGAGCCUGAAAACGAUGAGGCUUGUUGCCAGAGCUGUGGCAAACCAUGCAAAGGCUAUGACAUUUGGAUGAACCCCAUGCAUGUUUCCCCAAAAGAGGAACCAGGGGUCAGGAACUCCUGGCGCAUGCAGUCUUCUUGCUCAAGCACCUCAUCCCAUCGGAGGGUUGUCCGUGAAAGGAUGGCCUCCGUCGAGAGUAUCCAUACCUCGUUUAGCGGAGAGGAAUAUUCCAAGCACUUUGGACGGGAGUCCGGUUGUUACUCGGAGACAUUAGAGAACAGGGUGGAGUCAAAAAGUACAGUCAAAAAAUGCCACCGUCGUCAAUGUGACCGUAUCCAGACAAACACAAGUGAAAGGGGGUCACCCGAGGAAAUGGACACGGGGGCUUGCCUAGGCAAUUCACAAAAUGAGGACAAUGCCAUGGUGAGUGGAGAAGGAGACAAUAAUAGCAGGGCUGGAAGUAGCAAGUCAAAGUCAUCUCGGUGUUCUGCAGAAAGCCAGAUAAGAGCGCACGAGAAAAGUGGCAGUGUGACAAGGACCACCUCGUCCUGUAGGGUCAAGGAAAGAGAAGACGCUGAAGACGGCCUUGGUUGCCCAUCUCCUCCAAACAGCACCUGCCGCAAACCCCCUAAGUGCAUCGCCCCUGGGCCAAAGGACAACCGAGAUGAGGCCUGCCCAAAGAAAGAGGCUGUAGAGGAAGACGUUGAAGAGGAAGGAGAGGAAAUCAAUGAAAUACAUUCCAUCUCGGAAAACAUGGCAUCCAAUCAAGCUGUCAAGGAUGAAGUCUGCAAGUGUGGGAGAUGUUCUACGGAACGGUCCUUGCAUUCUAAAGCUUGUGAUGGAAAUAGCCAGAGGAGUGACGGUGAAGAGAUACAGGUGUGCAGUGCUGCUGCUUCAUCUUCCUCCAGAAGAAGCAAGCACAGCCAGAAGCACCAGGAGGCAGGCUCCAAAUUGUCUAGGGGGUCUACCGUCAAGAAGAAGACAAAAAGCUCUCUGCAUGCAGAGGGUGCAAGGGUAAACAGCAGCACCUCAUAUUACUCCAGAAGCUCACAUGAGGUGGAGAGAAGAGCUGGAGAAGGCCAUGCAUUGCAUGACUCAAGCUCUCCUCAUUCACAUGCAUCGUCUUUAAGUGAGGCAGCAGAACAUCCUGUGAACAAUAAUGUGGAGAGUGACAGUAGCUCUCCCAGGUUUUACAGCACGUCCUCCAAAGGCAGCCAGAGAGGAAGCUGGCCAGAUGAUUCCAGCAAGGGAUCAUCCCCUUCUCCCAGCUUCUCUGUUUCCAACGGGGAAAAUGGAACUGCCAAAGUCACCUCUCAAGAACACUCUUCGAGGCCAGGAAGCGUGCCGGAAUCCACAUGCUCAAAAUGCGGCCAUGUGGCAGCAGCCAGAAACGAUGAUCUUGGGAGUGUUCAUCCGAGGGUUUCUUCCCACUCUGAGAGUGAAUGUGCUGAGACAGAGAUAUGGGAGGGAAGUGACCGUGCUAGCUCACAGUUGAGCAUGGUGCAGUUUUCAAAGUUGAGGCAAAAGCAAAGCAGCCUCCGUGCCAACGUGGAAUGCUGUAGCUAUGCUUCAGCAUCCGAGCCUGCAUCGAUGUACAGCUUACGCUGCCCUGCUCCCCCGAAAGGGAGGCCCAGUGGCAGGAAAAGUGGGACUCUGCUGCUGAAGAAGAAGACUAAAAGUGGCAGCACGUGUGCUGAAUCAGAGCCAGCUGCGGACAAAAAGCCGGAUGAAACAGCCACUUCGCAGACCCCUGAAAUGGACAUAGUAAAUGGGCCAAGGGAUCGUUCCGAUCCGUUGAAUGGAGGGGAAGGAUCUUGCCAAGGCAAGGGCCAAGGAGAGGCAGAGGUGGAAGGGGAUGAUGACGUUGCCCCUUCUUCCCUUCCCAAUGCCUCUCCGGAAGAAGUAGUGCACGAGUGGCUGAGAAAGAUCCCUUCAGAGACCCUGCUGAUGAAAUGCGAGGUGCAAGAUGAUGGGGAGGGCACAGAACUGGGAGCUGAAAGACCAAGGGGCUCAAACAACCAGGAACUGUUGGCAAAGGAGUCGGUUGAAAAGAGAGAAGAUGAAGAAGGACCAGAAGCAGCAGAUGAGGGGGCUGAACAGGGGGCUGUCGAAGAGGAAGCAAAUGAGAGUCCCAGUGAUGAGGAGGCAUCCAAAGGGAUGUCAGAAGAGGCCAAAGUUGUCCAAGUGAAAUGCAGCCAUCCUGUCAUCUCCAGACAGAACAACCGCAAAAAGGACCUGCCCGGCGCCAUUCAGACCUCCGUGCAGAUCAUGAAAGCCCUGCUGGCUGCCAAACAAGAAGCAAAACUCGACCGUUCCCACAGUUUGCCUGAAGUGUCGCCUACAAUGGGGAGAAAACUCAGCAACUCGGCUAAUAUUUUGAUCACUUGCCUUGCCAGCCUGCAGCUCCUUGAUGAAGAGCUGGAUCCACCCAAUGAGUCCAGUAAAUGCCUGAACAGGCCGAUAUACAUGGAGCUCUUGAACAUUUUCCAGGCUCUCUGGUUUGGGUGUGCAUCGGAAAAAGGCCCCAUGAGAUCAGGCCUCCACAGGCAGGACCAAGCAAAAGCGCCCUCGGCUUUCAAGGGUCAUAACUCAAAAGAUGGUGACUUCACACCCAUGUCCUCUUCAGGGGUGGAUGUGAGUAGCGGCGAUGGAGGCUCAGGAGAGGGGAGCAUGGCUGGUGCCCGGGAUUGUGCUUGGUUGCCGGAGAAAACGAAUGAAGCCAAACUCACCGAAAGAGAGGCAAAAGCAGAGGAGGGAGACGGGGGAGAGGAAGAGGAAGAGGAGCAUUCCCGGCCACCAAUGCCUUGCUCAAAAUCUGAAGGAGGAGAAAAGGCAAAAUCUACUGGAGGAGAGAAGGUAACGGAAGCCAAUGAGAACCCGGGCAGUGACUGUGAAAUCGGAGGGGAGGAAGAGGAAGAAAUCGGUGAAGAAGAUGGAAUGGAAGAAAAUGAUAAGCAAGAAGAUGAUGAGAUGGAAUGUGUAGAAGCUAAUGCUGGUGUAGAUCCUCCUCAUGAGGAGGCCCAAGAAGACCCUGUUGCUGAGGAAGCACAAAAGAGCCGCAGUCAAGAGAAUGCUGAUGAAGCGCCUGAAGAGCCAAGCAUCAAUGCAGAGAAUGCUGACGAAGCAGCUAAAGAGCCAAGCAUCAAUGCAGAGAAUGCUGACGAAGCAGCUGAAGAGCCAAGCAUCAAUGCAGAGAAUGCUGAUGAAGAGGCUGAAGAGCCAAGCAUCAAUGCAGAGAAUGUUGGUGAAGCAGCUGAAGAGCCAAGCAUCAAUGCAGAGAAUGCUGGUGAAGCGGCAGAAGAGCCAAGCAUCAAUGCAGAGAAUGCUGGUGAAGCGGCAGAAGAGCCAAGCAACAGCCAAGCUGAACCUGAGCCAAAUGAAGGUAGUGAUGAGAGUGAACCCAAAGCAACAGCAGAAAAGUCACAGGUGGAUGAGUCAGAAACUGAUACAGGAUCCAGCAACACAGUCCCUUGCCAAGCCACAGCAGAAGCUUCCCUCAUCACCCAACAAAACUCCAUCCAUCCUGACCCAUUUUGGGUGCUUAAACUUUUGAAGACGAUUGAGAAGGAAUUCAUGACUCACUAUGUCAGCGCCAUGAAUGACUUCAAGGUGAAGUGGAACCUGCCAAACAGCGAAGAACUGGACUUGAUGAUUGCUGAGUUGAACCAAGAGGUAAGCAGGAGGAUACACAAGAGCAUAGAGAAAGAGCUAGGGAAGAUCAGCAGCAGGGCAGGCAAGAGGGUCCCAAGACCCCCAGAUAACCUCCAGCUGAGGCGUGAGUCCCCCCUGCAAGUGGAAAGCCGCCGUCGCCAUUUGCAAAGUAUUCACAAAAUGUCACUCUACAAUGACCGGAGUCAGCAGCCCGAGACAAGGGACGAAUCUUGUGACAUAGACCAAGAUUUCCUUUUCAAUGCAACGAUCAGAGACGAUUUUAGUAAGCAGCCAAGCGAAGAGGAAUAUUGCCCUUGUGAUGCCUGCGUCAGGGAGAAAAUGGCGGCCCAAGCCACACGAAGUACCACGGAGGUGAUGACCAAUGCCCCUGUUGUAAAGGCUUUUGACCUACAGCAAAUCCUGAGGAUGAAGAAAGUCGACGUAGCUGAAAGGCAGGCAGAAGAUCACAUCACAGAAGAGGGUCAGGGAGAAGAAGGUGGAGAAGGGAAGGCUGAUGGACCUGAGGCAAAGCAGGAAACACGUCCUCAUGAGGAAUGA
Rhineura floridana is the source of this 5469-nucleotide messenger RNA. It is a transcript of the gene RP1L1, whose product is annotated as RP1 like 1. The record is from RefSeq and is a predicted model, not a curated record. Lineage: Eukaryota; Metazoa; Chordata; Lepidosauria; Squamata; Rhineuridae. The transcript has 3 exons. Gene Ontology annotation, biological process: intracellular signal transduction; photoreceptor cell development; axoneme assembly. The coding region runs from base 1 to 5469 and encodes 1822 amino acids. Gene Ontology annotation, cellular component: axoneme.